GUGAUGUCAUUGCUUCCGCCCUGCUUCCUUUUUGGAGAAUCCAAAAUGGAGUAAGAUGGGCUUUUGAAAACACAGGGAGUGUUUUAUUUUUUUCUCCUCUCCCUAUUAUUAUUUGCAAUAGCAGUGGCAGCAGCAGCUUUAAGGCCGGUUUACAGUUUGCAGAAGCAUCCAGCUCUGGCCCCCGCAGCGGCUUCAUGUGCAGAGAGCAGCGGCUCGCAGGCGGCGCUGCCCCGGGGAAAGACGGCAGGAGCCCGGAGCCAGCAGAGAUAAUGUGACUGUACUAGCGGGGAGCAGAGCGAGCAGGGGCCGGAGGGGCAGAGGAGGAGGAGAAGGAGGGGCAAAUACCCCGCCACCACGAAUCAACAACUUUUCAACUAGAGCAGCAAGAUAGAAGAAUGAAGUUUGCAGAAAUGUCCGCGACGGCUCAACAAAAAUGACCGAGCAAUCGCAUCCAGAUCAUGACAGCUACAUCGUACGUGUCAAUGCUGUGGUUAUGACCAGAGAUGACUCUGGAUGGUUACCACAGGAAGGAGGUGGACUCAGUCGAGUUGGUGUCUGUAAGGCCAUUCAACCAGAGGGUACUGGGAGAAGUGAGUUUCUCAUCCUUGGAGAACGACUUAAAGACAAACUGAUUGUACUGGAAUGUUUCUUGAAGAAAGACUUGGUGUACACUAAACCAACACCCACGUUUCACCAUUGGAUGGUUGACAACAGGAAGUUCGGACUUACGUUUCACAGUCCUGCUGAUGCGCGAGCGUUUGAUCGAGGAGUGAGGAAAGCAAUUGAGGAUCUGACAGAAGGAUCAACCACAUCAUCUUCAACAAUUCAGAAUGAAGUGGAGGUUGGUGACGAUGAUGUUUUUACAGCUGCAACAGACAGUUCUUCAAACUCAUCGAACAGGAAGGAGCAGCCAGCAAGGGUGCUGACUCCCACAGUCAGUGACACUCACCGGCCCCUCUGUCCUCUGAGGCACACGCUUGAUCAUUACAGCCCUGACCACUACCUCCUGGAACAGUCUGUGCCGAAGCAACGCCAUGUCAGUUUUCGAGACGACGAAGAAGAAAUUGUCCGCAUUAAUCCACGAGAAAAAGCAUGGUUAAAGGAGAGAUAUGAGGACUACAGGUAUGCAGCAGUGCGUCCAAAAUACAACGACCACGGUGAUGUGGAUUCCUACGUACAUUUUGACAAAAGUGAUGCUUCAAAGCAUGAUUACAAUUAUCCUUACGUAGAGAGCUCUGAUUUUGGAUUCGGUAAAGAUUUGAAAAGUGGUGUGGUGAAGACUCAGCCUAUGCCCUCAAAGUCAAAACUCCGCCGGAGGAUAGACGAGGGCGAAAGAUCGAGAUGUGUGUACUGCAGGGACAUGUUUAACCAUGAGGAAAACAGAAGGGGCCAAUGCCAAGAUGCCCCGGAUCCUAUUCGAACCUGCAUCCGUCGAGCAAGCUGUAUGUGGUGUGCGGACAGCAUGCUGUAUCACUGCAUGUCCGAUCCGGAGGGAGAUUACUCAGACCCUUGCUCGUGUGACACCAACGAUGAGAAGUUUUGCCUUCGUUGGCUGGCAUUGAUAGCCUUGUCAUUCAUCGCUCCCUGUAUGUGCUGUUACCUUCCCCUCCGAGCGUGCUACAAAUGUGGGGUGAUGUGCAGGUGUUGCGGUGGAAAACACAAAGCAGUUGGGUGACUUGUGUCUGUUUCUGCGGAACAUCAGUUCCUGAAGCACAUUUUUGGUCUGGAGAAUUCUGAUCGUAAGUUUGAUGCAGUUAAUGUCACCAGUCUCUCUGGAAUACACUCAUCUCUGAAACUGCAAGCCCAUAGGUGACUGUGUCCUUCCAACGUUAAACAGAACUAAUGAUAACAAGUAGACUUUUCUAUCAUGAAUAUAUAUAUAAGAAUGUCUCACAAUUGUUUAUAAUUUUUUUAAAAUCUAAAGCGGGUGAGAGCUGAAUGAUGUGUGUUGUGGUUUGGAGAUGUCAUGUGGAACCAGGGUGGGCAUUUGAUGGUUUGCUACACCGUGAUGUGCCAAGGUGUGCUGUCCUAGCUUGCCAACAGGAUGUAGCAUUAAACAAGUAAGCUGGCAUGACCAACUGAGACACUUCACCUGUAGUCGGGUAUCGUAUAUUACCUUUUUUUCAAAAAGAAAGUGUGCUAGUAAACUUGUACCACAACACAGUAUUGUCAUUACUGUAUGAAGCCAAAAUAAUGCUGCUUGUUAAUUGCACCUAAUUUCUCUUCAACACUCUGACACUUACUAAAAAUCUAACUGUAGAUAUCACCCUCUUCAGCACAGUUCUUAAAAUAAUAAUGAACUUGCUUUUGACUAAUCGCUGAACUCUAAAGCAAUUAUUGAAUCUCAAGAUGUAACACUUAUCCCCACUUGUUUUUACUAUAAUGGUCAAUGGUAAAUUUGGUUUCUGUCAAAAUGUUGAAUUUUGAAAAACAGUAGAAAUGCUUUUCUAGUUAAGGGGUUCCUUGAGUAGAGUUCUCAUUUCAAUUGUCAAUACACUAAAGUUUAUCUGAUAAUACUAUAUAACCAAGCUCCCUGACUGCUUGGUCUCUUAUUUACACAGCCUUGUAGCCAGUACAAUCAGAGAGCACAAUGUUAGUUCACUACAUUUAGCAGGGUGACUGAAGUAUAAGACCCUUGCAUUCUAUUAGUUCUUAAUACUCUGGCCAUCUGAUUUCACUAACCUAGUUUGCUGACCUCUGCCUUCUACAGUCUUUUCUCGAGUGAGCCACAGGGAGAGGUUACCACAGACUGCUCAGUCGUUUCUAUUACUUGUGCCAUUGAUUUGGACGUAAACCAAACCAAGGCCUAGCCAACUGUACUGUAUGGAUUUUGCAUGUGACUGGAAUUCCAAGUUUGACAGACAGUUUCGCAGAGCAUUAGUGAGGAAAUACUGGGUCAAUUUUGGAAGAUCCAAGUUGACUUUUUUUUUGAAAAGCACAAAGUGUCCUAGAAAAUAAGGAUUUUUGAAGCCUUACAAACUUGCAGUCACUGUGACUGUAAACAUCAUGGGGUGGGGGGUGGGUAUUUGUGGGAGAGAGAGAACUUCCUUCAAAAUCUUAAUUGCUCAGGUUAAUAGGGGUAGUGCAUAAACCAUCAAGUAGAAAGCUUUAUGCUUUGAAAGAAUAUUUUUGUAACACUGGGACUAGCCUUUUAUUUAUUUGAAAAGCGGCAGUUUUAGCUCAGCAGCAUGGUACAAUCUGGUCUAUUUUAGUUUAAGGCAGCUAGCAAACAGGUCUGUUGGAACUUGCCAUCCUGUUCAUGGUUAAUUACCGAUGGUUCACCAUCUUGCCCCUUCUUCCAUUGUGUAACCAACAUAAGAUUUUAAAACAAGACUUCCAUGCCAAAAAAUGAGGGCUGCACGUAAGUCCGACAGGGUAAUCUGUUGACCAGUGCACAAGUCAUUGUAUUCUGUUGCUGCAUCUGCAUUUUUUUGCUCAUUGAAUACUUCUGACACGCAUGCAGCACAGAACUGCUUGCAUAAUUGUAUCCUGUAUGCAUGCUUUUUUUUAAAAAGCUUUGGAUAAUGACAGAACUGAUUGAUUCAGUGUGCAUCACAAGUGAAAAUUGACAACUUCAUCUGGGCAUUAUUCUCCCAACACCAGUGUGAAAAGCAUUACAGCGGUGGCUGGCCCGAAAUAAUAACUGAGAACAUCUCGUGUAAAGGGAUUAUCACCCUGAUAUUUUAUCUGCACAGAAACUUCGCAAAUUGUGAUUUCAGUUUUAUUAAAAUCACCAUGUGGUCUUAACUACAUUGGAAUACAACACAUAUAUGGGCUUAAAUCAACACUAAUAUUUCCGGAGACUUUGCAGUAAUCCAGCAGCUCACUGGUAUAACAUAGAUAAGGUGCCUCCACAUCUGACACCACAUGGACAUGCGAUUUGGAUCCAUCUGGUCAGUUUAGCUUCUUCCCACGCAUACACACUGUAAAUUUGUAAAUUGAGGUAUGCAGUCUAUGGUAAUGGAGCUGAGCUAGAGUUUUUUUUAAAUAUAACUCUCAUCUGUCAUCCACACUGAUGUUGAAUAGUGGUGGUAUUCCUCCCAAUCAGCUUUGCAAUACAAAAGACAAUUGUUGGGGGUGGGGGGGGUCACAGGGUGGUGGGUGAAAAACAAAUCAAAUUUAUUUUUGUAUCUGUGGUAAGAAAGUUAACCAAAAGCUGUUGUUUGUGCAGUCUUCAGCCAAUGCACACCUUAAAGGAUUAAAAGAAAGUGCCUCCACUAUCUUGUAUACUAAAAACCCUGUUGUAUUGAUUAUUAGUUUUUUUUACAAUAAGCAUUUUUACCUCUGUAAAAAAACAAAUAUCGUGUAUGAUGUACAUUUUAGUUCUAUUUUUUUUAUUGUUUCUAAUGUAUGAUCAUGAUGUAGCCCUUGCUUUUCCAAUGUACUGUGUAAAUAUGAAUACAUCAUAUCAAAACUACAAAAUAAUGACCUGACCAGUACAUAAUUCUUCUACAUUUAUGUCAUAUCUUAAAUAUGUACCUUGGCAGAUCAGAUGGCAAUAAAAUGAAAGGAACAUUGAUGUUCAAAAU
Molecule: messenger RNA, 4529 nt
Organism: Mobula hypostoma (lesser devil ray)
Lineage: Eukaryota; Metazoa; Chordata; Chondrichthyes; Myliobatiformes; Myliobatidae
Product: sprouty-related, EVH1 domain-containing protein 2-like
Exons: 6
Coding region: 434-1675 (413 amino acids)
Biological process (GO): multicellular organism development; negative regulation of MAPK cascade
Cellular component (GO): membrane
Molecular function (GO): protein kinase binding
Source: RefSeq, a predicted model, not a curated record